Chrysoperla carnea is the source of this 1715-nucleotide messenger RNA. RefSeq names its product WW domain-binding protein 11. Gene Ontology annotation, biological process: mRNA cis splicing, via spliceosome. Bases 75 to 1685 code for a protein of 536 amino acids. NCBI's taxonomy places the organism in Eukaryota, Metazoa, Arthropoda, Insecta, Neuroptera, Chrysopidae. Gene Ontology annotation, cellular component: spliceosomal complex. The transcript is spliced from 5 exons. The record is from RefSeq and is a predicted model, not a curated record.
AAACAAUUAAUUUAGUAAAUAAAUUAAAUAAAGAAUAUUUAAAUUAAAUUUAGGAAAAUAAAUCAACUUAAAACAUGGGUAGACGUUCAAUUAAUACCACUAAAAGUGGUAAAUUUAUGAAUCCAACAGAUCAAGCUCGGAAGGAGGCACGUAAAAAAGAGUUAAAGAAAAAUAAAAAACAAAGGCAAUUAGUCCGAGCUGCUGUACUAAAAGGAAAAGAUCCAUUGCAACUUAUUGAAGAAAUGGAAAAAAUUGAUCAAAUGGAAUAUAAUGUACUCCAACCUUCACCUUUAAAUGAAAAGGUUUUAAAAGAAAAACGUAGAAAAUUAAAAGAAACUUUAGAUCGUGUGUUAAAAAUGUAUAAUAAAGAUGAUCCAGAGAAAUGGGUAGAACUGCGACGCGCACGAGUUGAAUAUGAAAAACGAAGAGGACAGCUAAUACACUUUUAUGAAAGUGUUAAACAUGCACAACAAGUUCAAAUUGAUGACAUUCCCUUACCGGCAAUGUCCGAACAUAUGUAUCCGCCAAGUCAGCUACACUUUCCAAGUUUAACAUCGCAAAUUCCAUUACCCAUGGAUUUAAAUGUACCUUUACCGCCUCCAACAAUUAUUCAACCAGUUGGAAUUCUGAAGAAAACAACCGCCUAUCGAGCACCUGGAGAUAAAAAAGCCCCCGGCGUGCCACCGGGACCACCCCCGGAUCUCUUAGAAUACGAUGAAGAAGAAGAUGUUGAAACCCCCCAAGAAACAUCUGAAUCUACAACGGCCAAAACAAUUAGAUUUGCAGAUAAUGUUGCUGAAAGUGAAACUGACAAAUCGGAAACGGUACCCACAACUCCUGCGCCUAAGCCCACAUCGUUACAACAAAGAAUGCUUCAAUUAAGUGGACAAAAUAUUGAUGAAUUCAUGAAAGAAAUGGAAGUUGUACACAAGAAACGAGAAUUAGAUAGAGCUGCUGAUAUUUCAGCAAGAUUAUCGUCCCUUGAUAAAACAGAAAACAAAGAAAAAGAAGAAUUACCACCACCAGGAACUGAGAAUGAUCCACCUGAGCCAACACCUGCGACAACAGCAGCCUUAAAUGCGGACUUACCGCCUGGAAUAGAACCUUCUGAAAUGAUUCAACAACAAUUACAAUCAAAUCAAAUGAUUUUCAGACCUCCUCCGCCAAUAAGACCCCCAACAGCACCACCUGCAUUAAUGGCAGUUCGCUUACCUCCUGGAAGACCUACACUUCCACCCGGUCCACCACCAGGAUUACCACCAAGAUUAGGAAUGCGCUUACCCCCAGGCCCACCACCAGGAAUGCCUCCACGUAUGAUGCGUAUGCCUGGUUUACCUCCCAGGCCGCCACUUCCACCUCCACAACCAAGUGGUGGAAGUAAUGCACAAGCAGCGAAUACACCAAAUGUACUAUCUGCUGGUCCGCAAUUAAUUAAUCGAGAAAUUGGACCAGGUAAAAGUGCAACAAUUAUGGCAAAACCACAAAUUAGAAAUCUUAGCGCAGAUGUUACAAGAUUUGUUCCGUCUGCAUUGCGUGUAAAACGCGAAGAUAAAAAACCAAAGGGUGUAACACGAGCUAUGGUACAAGAAUUAAAACAACAAGAAAUUUUGAAACCGGUUACGUCUCAACCGACUAAAGAUGAUGCAUAUAUGCAGUUUAUGCGUGAAAUGGAAGGACUUUUAUAAUAAUAUGUAUUAUUUCAAUUUUGUGAAUGU